CGCUAGGCCGGGGCUCGGAGCGGAGGCUCGGGGCGCCAUGGGGAACAGUAAAAGCGGGGCGCUGUCCAAGGAGAUUCUGGAGGACCUGAAGCUCAACACCAAGUACUCGGAGGACGAGCUGUGCAAGUGGUACGAAAGCUUCCAGAAGCAGUGCCCGGACGGGCGCAUUAGCCGGGCCGAGUUCGAGAAGAUCUACGGCAACUUCUUCCCCAACUCGGAUCCCAAGGUCUACGCCCGGCACGUCUUCCGCAGCUUCGACACCAACGACGACGGGACGCUGGACUUCCGGGAGUACAUCAUCGCCCUGCACCUCACCUCCUCCGGCAAGACCAACCUCAAGCUGGAGUGGGCCUUCUCCCUCUUCGACGUCGACCGCAACGGCGAGAUCAGCAAGAGCGAGGUGCUGGAGAUCAUCACGGUGAGUCCGGGGCAAGGGGUGUGUGCUGUGAGCUUCCCUGCCGCAGUGCCCUGA
Molecule: messenger RNA, 472 nt
Organism: Trachemys scripta elegans
Lineage: Eukaryota; Metazoa; Chordata; Testudines; Emydidae
Product: visinin-like
Exons: 1
Coding region: 38-472 (144 amino acids)
Molecular function (GO): calcium ion binding
Source: RefSeq, a predicted model, not a curated record